AUGUUUUUUCAGGUAUUUGACAUCCGCCAGUGCCACGAACAAAUGAAACACUUAGCCCAGUCGGCCCAAGCAGCUGCAGUUCGUCAGGCUGCUGCCGUCGUAGGCAGUAACGUGGUUGGCAGCACGAUGAAUGCUGUCGCUGGGGUGGGAGGCCCAUCGGUCCCCGGUCCGACCGGAGGCGGUUCUGUUAAUAGUGGUAUGGCUGGGCCAUCCCCAUCUGGCGUCGUCGCUUCUAGUAGAUAUCCUACUGCAGGAUCAACUCAAAUGGUCGGGGGUAGUAGCACUGCGAGUGCUAGUGGUGGAAUUAGCUCCAGCAGUUCCGGACCUUGUGGGGCUAAUAACGCUCCUUCUGGUGCAUCUGGGGGUGGUCCCUCAUUGGCUGCAACUGCCGGGGUUGGCGUAGACGACUUGCGCCGCCUA
Molecule: messenger RNA, 420 nt
Organism: Protopolystoma xenopodis
Lineage: Eukaryota; Metazoa; Platyhelminthes; Monogenea; Polystomatidea; Polystomatidae
Source: the annotation of a GenBank genome assembly